Messenger RNA from Tachysurus vachellii, 2258 nucleotides. RefSeq names its product NAD-dependent protein deacylase sirtuin-5, mitochondrial. Gene Ontology annotation, molecular function: protein-malonyllysine demalonylase activity; protein-succinyllysine desuccinylase activity; NAD+ binding. The coding region runs from base 168 to 1088 and encodes 306 amino acids. The record is from RefSeq and is a predicted model, not a curated record. Lineage: Eukaryota; Metazoa; Chordata; Actinopteri; Siluriformes; Bagridae. The transcript is spliced from 9 exons.
AAAAAACAUUACCGUUUGCUGUAGCUCCGCCCCUCGCCAGCAGACGGCAGUAACGAGCUUCCGGGUUUGUUUUGAAACUCGUGGAAGGAAAAGAAGAGGCGAGGUUUUUCCGACUGUUUACAAACUUUAACUACAUAAAGGUGUGUCUGAGGAAGAGCGACCCCAAGAUGCUGAUCCGGCAGCUGACGCGGAGCCUCCUGCUCCGUCAGAUAGAUUGUGGGAAUCGGAUCACAGUCCUGAGGGCACUGAGCGUCGAACCCCAGCCAAAGUCAGAUAUAGCCGAGUUCCGUGAGGUUUUCUCCAAGGCCAAGCACAUCGCCAUCAUCACCGGAGCCGGCGUGAGCGCCGAGAGCGGCCUGCCCACCUUCAGAGCGGCCAGCGGACACUGGAGGAAGUGGAAGACGCAGGAUCUGGCAACCCCACAGGCGUUUUCCCGUAACUCUUCGCGAGUGUGGGAGUUUUAUCAUUACUGGAGGGAGUUAGCGCUGAAGGCUAAACCCAGUGGCGCACACGUGGCCAUCGCCGAGUGUGAGGCCCGUCUCAGACAGCAGGGCCGCACCGUGGUGGUCAUCACACAGAACACGGAUGAGCUGCACCGCCGAGCAGGCAGUAAACACAUCCUAGAGGUCCAUGGAAGUCUUUUCAGGACCCGGUGUCUGAGCUGUGGAGACGUUGACGUGGAUCAUCACAGCCCCAUCUGUGCUGCUCUGGAGGGUAAAGGGGAUCCGGAUCCAAACUGUACUGAAGCUGAUAUUCCAGUGGAAAAUUUACCCAGGUGUGAUGAGCGAGGCUGCGACGGUCUCCUGAGGCCCGAUGUCAUCUGGUUCGGGGAGACGUUAGACUCGCACGUUCUCACCAAGGUGGAGAAAGAGCUGGACGCCUGCGACCUCUGCCUGCUGGUCGGUACUGCGUCCGUCGUCUUCCCAGCGGCCAUGUUUGCCCCUCAGGUGGCAUCCCGGGGCGUUCCAGUAGCGGAGUUUAACAUUCGGCCUCGAUCCAGCAUGUCUCAGUUCACUUUUUAUUUCCAGGGCCCGUGUGCUGAGACGGUCCCCAUCGCUCUCGCACCUCACGAGUCGGAGCUGAUGUGAGACGACCUCCGACCUGCGCAGCGUCCACUGCCCGAGACUGUUAAGAGCUGUUUCAGGAUACAGGAACUUUCUCUGGUUGAAUCAGUUGAAUUUGUCUGUUUAAUAAAACAGAUCAUUACACGUAUUCAUUUAAACGCUGUCUGAGACACAACAACAUGCUUCCACACGGUGCGAUUGUGUACUUUAACCUCGUCCUUUACGUCACUGUGCUUUAAGGUGUUUUAUCUGGAGAAGAAACAAGAGGAGAAAUCUAACAAACACAUUUUAUUUCUCAUCCUCAAAACAAUAACUCAUUUCCAGGGGAUGUAGUAUAGAGAAGUGUUGAUUAUAUUCUUUAGAAACGAUACAUUUCUCUCUUUCCUUUCCUUUUUCUAUGUAUGUAGAAAUAAUAACUUCUGUCCCUUUUUCUGAAAAAAAAAAAAAAAAAAAAAAUUAUAUAUAUUUUUGUGUCCAUCAGUGGAAAAACAGUAAAAAUAAAUAAAUAAAUAAUUAAAAUAAUAAAACUGAUAACUUUGGUCCUUUUCAUGUGUUUUUUUUUUUUUUUUUGAAAGAAAAAAAUGUUUCUCAGAAAUAUUUUUUCCUUUCCUUCUCUUUGCUUUAUUUUCUCUCACUCUCAUCUUUUACCGCUUAUCCGAACUACCUCGGGUCAUGGGGAGCCUGUGCCUAUCUCAGGCGUCAUCGGGCAUCAAGGCAGGAUACACCCUGGACGGAGUGCCAACCCAUCACAGGGCACACACACACACUCAUUCACUCACACAAUCACACACUAUGGACAAUUUUCCAGAGAUGCCAAUCAACCUACCAUGCAUGUCUUUGGACCAGGGGAGGAAACCGGAGUACCCGGAGGAAACCCCUGAGGCACGGGGAGAACAUGCAAACUCCACACACACAAGGUGGAGGCGGGAAUCGAACCCCCAACCCUGGAGGUGUGAAGCGAACGUGCUAACCACUAAGCCACCGUGUCCCCGCUUUAUUUUAUUUUCUUCUUUAUUAAUAAUCAGUCUCUCUUUCUCUUGUUUAGAUGUGACAAAAAAAAAAGAUUUUUAUUUCUUUCUAUUUGUCAGAAGUCUUUUUUUCCCACUACUUGGUUUUGACUUAUAUAAUAAACAGAGCUGCCGUUUUGUAUUUUUAACAACCCCGAAGGUCCUCAAUAAACAUGACACAUGACGA